AUGGGGACCGUUGUGGCCAAACUAUUCCUGCCUACGCUCAGCAGCCUGGCCUUUCUGCCCACGGUCAGCGUGGCCGCCAAGAGGCGCUUCCACAUGGAGGCCAUGGUCUAUCUCUUCAGCAUGUUCUUUGUGGCGCUCUACCACGCCUGCGAUGGCCCGGGCCUGUCUGUGCUGUGUUUUAUGCGCCGAGACAUCCUGGAGUACUUCAGCAUCUACGGGACGGCACUAAGCAUGUGGGUCUCUCUCAUGGCACUGGCAGAAUUUGACGAACCCCAGAGGUCAACGUUCGUGAUGCUGGGUGUCCUGACCAUCGCUGUGAGGACGUACCAUGACCGCUGGGGUUAUGGAGUGUACUCGGGCCCUGUGGGCACAGCCGUCCUCAUCAUUGCUGUAAAGUGGCUGCAGAAGAUGAAGGAGAAGAAGGGUCUGUACCCCGACAAGAGCAUCUACACCCAGCAGAUAGGCCCUGGCUUCUGCUUUGGGGCACUGGCCAUGAUGUUGCGCUUCUUUUUUGAGGAAUGGGACUACACCUACGUCCACAGCUUCUACCACUGCGCCCUGGCCAUGUCCUUUGUCCUGCUGCUGCCCAAGGUCAACAAGAAGGCUGGAAAUGCAGGGGCUCCAGCCAAGCUGAACGUCUCCACACUGUGCUGCACCUGCAUCUGA
Messenger RNA from Jaculus jaculus (lesser Egyptian jerboa), 666 nucleotides. It is a transcript of the gene Mymk, whose product is annotated as myomaker, myoblast fusion factor. Lineage: Eukaryota; Metazoa; Chordata; Mammalia; Rodentia; Dipodidae. The coding region runs from base 1 to 666 and encodes 221 amino acids. The record is from RefSeq and is a predicted model, not a curated record. The transcript has 5 exons. Gene Ontology annotation, cellular component: plasma membrane.